AUGUAUCAACAAUUACAAACAUUUAUAUAUUUACUGCUGCUGUAUGGUGUAUCCCUAACAAAGGCAUUGACAAUUAGGCAGGAAGCAAAUGAUGCACCCACUACCGCUGUACCACAAACAACACCACUGUUUCCCAGCAUUCAUAGAGUACGAAAUGCUUUCGCCUAUGAGGAUGCUGACGAUGUCAUACAUGUCAUCGAGCCACCAAAACAUUUUGAACAAUUGAAAAUUUUAAUGCAAAAACGCCAGAAAAUACAACCAAUUGUGAUUGGUAGAGACAAUGGACCGAUACCGUUGCAAAAACCAAUCAAACGAGAUCCGCCAUUACCAGCGAAAACAAGACCAGGCAGACCUUUGGUUAAGGGAAUGCCCAAGAAAGUAGUUAAAAAUCUCAGACCCACCAAGAAACCUUUGGAUGUGGACUUGGAGAUACAAGAAACGGAAAAUUUACCAAUUGAAAUCUUGGCUUCCGUUAGGAAAACGGAAAAUUAUUUAAAGAAGUAUAAACCCAAGAUUCCGUCAGCACCACGACAACGUGUCAAAACCAAAAAGAUACAAACUGUUAUUUGGGAAAAAUCACAGGAACAACAACAAUAUGUCCAAGGCAAGGAGCAAAAAGUUAAUGGUAUUCGAGAAUAUUAUCAGCCCCAGGAGAAAAAUACCAAUCGUCGUAAAUUCAUCAAGAAACGGAUUAAACGACAAACCGAACUGGCUGACUAUGAGACACUGAAGGGCGAUCAACUAUUGGAACACAUCAAUGAAUUGGUAAAAAAUGCUUCAAUUUAUUUGGAAAAUUUUAAAGUUUAUGAAGAUAUUGAUGUAGGCACCAGCACAAGCACAACCGAGGAUACUGGAACGACAACUUUACUACAGAAGGAGAUUCAAUGUAUGCAGAGUAUAAUAAAAGCUGUUAAUACAACCACAUUUGAGAAACACAUCCGCACCCCGCCAAGUAGUACUCCCCGACCACAAGGUCUGACAACAACGGCAGCUAAACGGUAUGGCGAACGUUUACGUGAACGCAAAUCAAAAGACUUAAGACACAAACCUUUUCUGGUGGCCACCGUUGAAGAUGAAUAUUUUACAGACUCCUCGCCCUCACCCCUAAACACAUCAUUGAUUUAUGAUGAUGUCAUGACAACCAUACGAAAUUUAUUACAAGCAACUAAUUUACAGAAUCUGGAAGAAUCCACACUACCAUCGUCAUCAUCAUCUUCAUCAAACUCUGAGACGGAAAUAACCCCCGAAAUUCUUGUCAAUUGGGAGGAGUUUUCCAUACCACAGGAUAAUUCAGAGCAGCCAGUAGAUUUUCACAAUCUCAAUCAAUAUUUAAAUUCUCUACAAACCAUUGUGGCCAAUUUCCCCGCGGGUGGUAUUUACAAUUUACCACAACCAUUUCAUCCAAAAGAUCGUCUGCCGCUGGCACCACCCUCAACAAUUUUCCGAAAAUUUCCCGAUAUUCCAUCCAUAAGCGAGUAUUUGGGCGCCAGUGGUUCUCUACUGAAGGCCACACAAAAUGUUAUUGAAAUUUUAUAG
Molecule: messenger RNA, 1536 nt
Organism: Musca vetustissima
Lineage: Eukaryota; Metazoa; Arthropoda; Insecta; Diptera; Muscidae
Exons: 3
Coding region: 1-1536 (511 amino acids)
Source: RefSeq, a predicted model, not a curated record